Messenger RNA from Hymenoscyphus albidus, 1963 nucleotides. NCBI's taxonomy places the organism in Eukaryota, Fungi, Ascomycota, Leotiomycetes, Helotiales, Helotiaceae. The record is from the annotation of a GenBank genome assembly.
AUGGCGAGUAUCAAUUGGGCAACAAUUGCGCCAGAAAGCCGCCUUUACAAAGGCAAGAACCUAUUCCGCUGGGAAGUCUCUCCUGGUCUUGGUACGCGUUCCAUCCACAUGUCGUUCUCUCUUGGUACUGUAGCUAACUGGAGUUUUUCCAGAACACCACUGUGGUAUAUGUGCCACUCCACUCCACAGUACGUGUCAAAGCCAAUUGACCCCCAGAGUCUUGUCUAACAAUUGAUCUAGAUUCCAGAGCCAAAACUACUUGCAUUGGAAAACAUGUUGAGCCUUGCUACCGCUUUCACCAGCAAUUGCAUUUUGUUGGUAGGUUUUCAAUGGGUGCAUGGGUCCUAUGCGUCUUUUGUGAACUAUUUUUGUUGAUUUUAUUUUUGGUUAAUCUGCUAAUUGAAUCUUUGGUUAGGCAAAAGCCAUGAAUGUUUCGGGUAGGGCUCUACUUCAAUCCAUUGUCAGGACCUUUUUGGUGGGCUGAUAAUUCUUUAGUUGCAACACCUCGGACGAAAUGCAUCACAACAGACAUAAGGAUAUUCUCAAAAUUCUCCGCCAAAUAUCUGCCAUUGAUGGUGCUACUUCGAUCAAUCUUUGCGCGAAAAUAGGAAUGCAAACCUCAGAACGCAGGGGUUCUUUCACAGCAAGUAUCACAACUUCACCUACUGAAACCAGCACUGAAAGCGUUGGUGGAGAUCUCAAAACAACAAGAAAAGCCAGGAAAAAAGCAAAAAAGGCAGGGAAUAAUAAAACAAAAAACAAAGCAAAUGUGGAGGCAUUUCCGAGGGAAGAGGUUGAUUUCAUCAGCGAAUCAAUCCAUCUCACCAUUCUCGAAAGCAAAGGAGCUUGGGAAGGUACAUACGUCUACAGCAGUAAAGACUCGAGCCCAUGUUCUGAAUACAACAAUGAAGGGAUCGAAACUGAAGUUUUUGAAGACGAAGAUGUGGAAGAUCUCUUGGUUGAAGUCGAAGAUUUCGAUGGAAUCGUUAAGACAGCAUACGAUAUGACCCCACGACAAAGAAAAGUCGCCAAGUUUUUCACUGCGCCGAUCAAUUACUCGAGCUUUGGAGGAGGUUCCCGCAAAUAUGCUCCAGAUAGCGUCAAGAAGUCGGAUCUGUAUAACGGUGUUGACCCACAGAUUUUCGUGCGCCUCGGAGUUGAAAUAGUUAAUCCUCUAGUGAACUCGAAAGCACGAAAGGAACUCGCUACAAAACUCGUCGCCGCCAUCAAAGAUGACCUCGAUAUCAUAUAUAGAGAAGACCAGGAGACUGAGAUGAGAAAAGAAGGCUUUAUACGAUGGGCUGGUAAAACCGCAUUAUAUCAUAUGGAAAAUACGAGACAAGGUAUAGAUUGGGCAACUGGGCAAAAGAUUUGUCCAAAACUUGAAGACUGCGCCCUCGAAACCAAGGAUGUUGAAGAUAUUGUUGAUACCAUCAAAGAUUCUUCGCAAGGAGGUGCCAUUUCGCUGUCUGCCCUUGCUGAUUCGCUCGAGACACUCGCUGAGGAUUCCGUCGUCAAAGUGCCAGUUGCAACGCCUAAUAAAUUGCCGGUCAUGACUCCCACUCUCCGCAUUAUAGCUGGCCCGGUCAAACCCCCAAACACUUCAAUGCUCCGAGUUGUUGAUGGUCCUGCCAAGCGCAAGAAGACGAAGACACCAUCAUUUGGUAAAGAGAUGAUGGUUGUAACAAAGAGCUCACCGAGAGUGUACGGCAAGCCUAUUAUUUUCAGUCAAUUGGUGGAGAAACACGAUCCCAAUCAGAUCAACAUGUGGUCAGCUAUUGUACAGAAUGACCCUCGACCGUUGUCUAAUGUCGAAAAUACCGUCAGAGUCACAACACGAGAAGUUUUCGAAGAUAUCAAGCCUGCCGUCCGAGAUGAGAACGAUGAUGAAUGGGAGACCGUCGUGCGAACAAAGCAGCGUCCUCAAAAACCAUUAAAGCCUGCCAAGCCUAUCGUGAAAUAU